AUGGGUAAAGCCGGCCGCUUCGUCUGCAUCUUCACCCCAUACGUCCUCACCAUCGCCGCCUUAAUAUGUCUGAUUGUCGUUGGACUGGGGUCUACCGAUCGUGGCACUGAUUCUACACGGGAUCUCUACUUCUUCAGGGCCGAUCUACGUGAUCUAAAUAGCUCCACAUCGGCCCAAAGUUCAGUAUCCAGCGUCCUCGAUGACCUCAACAUCUCCGUUGACGAUGGCGAUCUCGGUUCCGCGCUCGAUGAAGUCCAGCAGUACUUCAACAUCCCUGACUUCUACAAUAUCGGUCUCUGGGGCUACUGCCAGGGCAACGUCACCUCCAACGACAAUUACAAAGUCUCCAACUGCUCUUCCCCAGAAGCGCAGUUCUGGUUCGACCCCGUCGAAAUCUGGAACCUCAAGGCUUUGGGCCUGCAGAACGCCAUCCCCGAUGACCUCCAAGACGCACUGAACGUCUACAAGAACGUCUCCAAAUGGAUGUCCAUUGCCUACAUCAUCGCCUUCGCCGCGACCGGCCUUGAGAUCCUCCUCGGUAUCACCGCCAUCUUCAGCCGCUGGGGCUCGUGCGUAACGACCCUCAUCGCCAUCGCCGCGUUCCUCUUCACCGCCGCCGCCUCGGCUACAUCGACCGCCAUGUUCGCCGUCAUUGCUGGCGUGUUCAACGACAAGAUCAAGCCGUACGGAAUUGAGGGACACAUGGGCCGCAACAUCUACGCCGCCACUUGGCUCGCAACGGCCUUCUCGCUAGCUGCCGCUCUCUUCUGGGCUAUCAGCUCCUGCUGCUGCUCUGGCCGCUCGCCUUACAACCACCGUCACGGCCGUAACCGCGGUGGCAUCACCGCCGAGAAGGCCCCCUACACCUACGAGCCCGUUGGCGACGGCUACCCUUCUCCUCACCCGCCUUACCAGGCCGCCGCUCCUCAAUACCCUGCGCAGCAGCGGCCAACCUCAUACGAGCCGUUCCGCCACGUCUAA
Messenger RNA from Aspergillus mulundensis, 981 nucleotides. RefSeq names its product SUR7/PalI family protein. Gene Ontology annotation, cellular component: cell cortex of cell tip; plasma membrane. The coding region runs from base 1 to 981 and encodes 326 amino acids. Gene Ontology annotation, biological process: fungal-type cell wall organization. The record is from RefSeq and is a predicted model, not a curated record. The transcript has 2 exons. NCBI's taxonomy places the organism in Eukaryota, Fungi, Ascomycota, Eurotiomycetes, Eurotiales, Aspergillaceae.